AUGACACAUGGAUUAGCCCAGAGUGAGUUUGCGUAUAGGGAGAAGAAUUAUAAGAUGAAGGUUCAAGAGAUUUCUGAUGCUAGGAAACAGACGCGCCAGAUGAAGAGAUUGGCUGUUGGAUCAAUGACAACUCCUGAAUACAAGGGGUGGUUGAGUAAAAGAGUUAAUGAUAAUAUCCCCGAGCUGAGUUUGGAGGAUGUUCGUACGAUGGAAGAAUAUUUGCAAGUAAUCCCCUCCGAGCUUGAAAUCAUAAAACGAGACUUCAAAGAGAGAAAUACUGAGUUGGGGAAAAAGAUAGAACAAUUAGAGGAGAAAAAGAUGCAUUUGAGAUUGGAUGCUGACGUUCAGAAAUUCGAGGCCGAGAAGUUGAAAAAAGGAAAAAGAAGGGUUGAGGAAGACUUGGAUAGUUUGAAGAUCGAUUACAAGAAGCUGCGUAUGUCGAUGAGAACUGUUGGAUUGGGAAAGACGUCAGAGCAGUGGCGACAAGAAGUUCAAGAGGAAAAGGCUAGAGCUGAUCAGUGGGAGAAGAGGUUCCAUGAUGCUCGAGCACGUGAAAGCGCUUUAAAGAAGAGUUUGCUUGAAGGCCAAGGUGAGAAAGAGAAGUUGGAAGCUCGGGCCAGCCUGAAUAGAAUUGAAGAUUUGAAAGGGAAGGUAGAAGAGCUCGAGACUACACUACAAAACUGUGAGCUUCGAAUUGAAUUACUUGAGUCGAACAAUGAGCAGUGGAAGGAACAGCUCCGUCAAUCGCAAGACCAGGUCAGAGAUAGAGAUCACAUCAUGGGUAAAGCUGUGGCUCAGAUUCGAGAAGUGGCUGAUUAUUUACAGACCUUAGCGGUUUAG
This is a messenger RNA of Gossypium arboreum, 840 nucleotides long. RefSeq lists its product as uncharacterized. Lineage: Eukaryota; Viridiplantae; Streptophyta; Magnoliopsida; Malvales; Malvaceae. The transcript has 2 exons. The coding region runs from base 1 to 840 and encodes 279 amino acids. The record is from RefSeq and is a predicted model, not a curated record.